CCACCCAGCCAGGAGCCCCAGCGAGCAGGAGGGCUUUCUGGAGCAAGCCUCGCCCAGCCUCUGCACCAAGGACUCCGUGCACAGCACGGCAGCCCCGGGCCCAGGAUGCCAGCUGUCCGGCCGCUGCUUCUGGCCUGCCUGCUAUGGGGCGUGGGGGCCAGGGCAGCCGAGCUCCGGAAGGCCAACGACCGGAGUGGCCGGUGCCAUUACACCUUCAGCGUGGCCAGCCCCAGUGAGUCCAGCUGCCCCGAGCAGGGCCAGGCCAUGUCAGCCAUCCAGGACCUGCAGAGGGACAGCAGCACCCAGCGCGCCGACCUGGAGAGCACCAAGGCCAGGCUCAGCUCCCUGGAGGGCCUCCUGCACCGGCUGAGCUCGGCCCAGGCGGCCGGGCCCUCGGAGACCCUGGAGGGGCCGCACAGGGAGCUGGCCACCCUGAGGCAGGAGCGGGAGCAGCUGGAAACCCAAACCAGGGAGCUGGAGGCAGCCCACAGCAACCUCCUCCGAGACAAGGCGGUGCUGGAGGAAGAGAGGAGGCGGCUGGGGGCGGAGAACGAGGACCUGGCCCGGAGGCUGGAAAGCAGCAGCCAGGAGAUAGAAAGGCUGAGGAGGGGCCAGUGCCCCCAAGCCCGGGGCGCCCCUCAGGAAGUGCCACCGGGCGCCAGGGAAGUUUCUAGGUGGAAUUUGGAGAACCUGGACUUCCAGGAACUGAAGUCAGAGCUCACUGAGGUGUCUGCUCCCCGGAUCUUGAAGGAGAGCCCACCAGGACAUCCCGGGAGUGAAGAGGGGGACAUGGGAUGCGGAGAACUGGUCUGGGUGGGCGAGCCGGUCACUCUGAGAACAGCCGAAACCAUCACGGGCAAGUACGGUGUGUGGAUGAGAGACCCCAAGCCCGUGUACCCCCACACGCGGGAGACCACGUGGCGCAUCGACACGGUGGGCACGGGCGUCCGCCAGGUGUUGGAGUACAGCCUGGCCAGCCAGUUCGCGCAGGGCUACCCUUCCAAGGUGCACGUGCUGCCCAGGCCGCUGGAAAGCACCGGCGCAGUGGUCUACGCCGGGAGCCUCUACUUCCAGGGGGCGGAGUCCAGGGCGGUGGUCCGGUACGAGCUGAGCACCCAGACGGUCAAGGCGGAGAAGGACAUCCCUGGGGCCGGCUACCACGGGCAGUUCCCAUACGCCUGGGGCGGCUACACCGACAUUGACCUGGCGGUGGACGAGUCGGGCCUCUGGGUCAUCUACAGCACGGAGGCGGCCAAAGGGGCCAUCGUCCUCUCCAAGCUGAACCCCGAGAGCCUGGAACGGGAACAGACCUGGGAGACGAACAUCCGGAAGCAGUCGGUCGCCAACGCCUUCGUCAUCUGCGGCACCUUGUACACCGUCAGCAGCUAUUCUUCGCCUGACGCCACCGUCAACUUUGCGUUCGACACGGGCACGGGCAGCAGCAAGGCCCUGGCCGUGCCGUUCAAGAACCGCUACAAGUACAACAGCAUGAUCGACUACAACCCCCUGGAGAAGAAGCUCUUCGCCUGGGACAACUUCAACAUGGUCACCUACGACACCAGGCUCUCCAAGAUGUGAACCGCCGCCGCCUGGCUGCAUCAGGAACGGCAGGA
Phyllostomus hastatus (greater spear-nosed bat) is the source of this 1613-nucleotide messenger RNA. RefSeq names its product myocilin (gene MYOC). Bases 106 to 1578 code for a protein of 490 amino acids. The record is from RefSeq and is a predicted model, not a curated record. NCBI's taxonomy places the organism in Eukaryota, Metazoa, Chordata, Mammalia, Chiroptera, Phyllostomidae. Gene Ontology annotation, biological process: osteoblast differentiation; signal transduction. The transcript is spliced from 3 exons. Gene Ontology annotation, cellular component: Golgi apparatus.